Centruroides sculpturatus (bark scorpion) is the source of this 5695-nucleotide messenger RNA. Its product is annotated as protein tyrosine phosphatase type IVA 1-like. The record is from RefSeq and is a predicted model, not a curated record. Lineage: Eukaryota; Metazoa; Arthropoda; Arachnida; Scorpiones; Buthidae. Gene Ontology annotation, molecular function: protein tyrosine phosphatase activity. Gene Ontology annotation, biological process: protein dephosphorylation. Gene Ontology annotation, cellular component: nucleus. The transcript has 6 exons. The coding region runs from base 1666 to 2184 and encodes 172 amino acids.
AAAAUCCCUCUCCACUAUGAUCUUAUCUAUUCAAAGUUAUAUAUAUAAACUAUACGAAAGGGAAAUAUCCCUUUUGGCGUUUUUAUUUAUUUAGUUUUCUUAAUUAUUUUCCUGUCUUUAAGGAAAAUUAGUUCACUUUUAAAUCGUGAUUUUCCUGUCGGUUAUAUAAAAUAAUAUAUAAUUUCUAAACUAAACGUGGGAGUGACAUCGAUAGUCCAGGGAAUUUCCCCUCCUACGUUUGUUGUUAAUUUGAUCAGCUGUUUCCUUAUACCGCCUAAUAAUAAUCUCACAGAUGGACUUUGAAAUUAUUAUUAAUUAUUAAAUUUCGACAAAUAACUACGAAAUUAUUUUAAAAUAAUAAUUUCUAUAUUAUUUAUUUCUGUAAAGUUUCUUUUUCGUUUUAAAUUUUCCCCAAAAUUGGAAAUUAUCCUCAAAAUGCUUAAAUGAAUUAGUAAUAAUUUUCAAUUAAAACCUUAAAGUCGGGUUAGAGAAUAAGGAAAUUCCCUAAUGCGACCUUUCGCGUCGAUUUUCAAGGAAUUUUCGUGUUUUCUCCCUCGAUGAUCGGGGAAUAAGUGAGUGAGAAUGCAAAAAUAUAAACCGAACGUUUUUAAUAAAAAUAUCGUCGUGUUUAUUAGUUUUUAGGAAAUUUCUCUGUAAUUAAUAUGCACACGUGUUGUAGAAAUCAAAAUGUUUGUUUUUACGGCUUUAUUUUAAGCCUAGUUCGUGUGAAGAGGUCAAACGAGUAUUUGUAUUUUAUGAGUGGAUUUAAACGGAUGGAUUACGAUCAUGUGAUCACACCUAAGUUUGUGGUUGUUACUAACUACGUCAUUUUCUGGCUUGAUUUCACUUUAAUACGUGUAAAAGUAUACAAUAUCAGUAUUAGAAGGCCUUGAAAGAUGCUAUAAAAUUACCACGAUAAAGGAAAUGCUUAUAUAAAAUCAUGCUCGAUGUUCCAAACGCCAUUGUCAAACUUCUAGGCUCACGGGAAGGCGGCGCUGAACGUCCGAUGUACACGGUUUUGCGUUGAAAUCUCUAUUGACUUCAGGCAUUUUUCUUCGGGGGAGUGUUUUAUAAGAAACAUUUUCUUAUAAAAGAUUGGCUUGGGGUCCCCUGUUGGCACUCAGUCGAUUGCCCAUUUUGCUCGUACGAUAACGCGCCACUGACUGUUAUGUGACUUGAUCUACCAAACAUAUAUCUUCUCCAUUUGUAUACCUUAAAUUAAGAAUGCCUGAAUGCCUUAAUUUAGUUCCUGAAUCCUUAUCAUCCGAUUUCUUCAAUCGAGAUACCUUCCGUAAUGGAAAAACUAUUUGUAAUUCCAUUGUUUUCAGAGGUAAAGAUCGUAUAAACACGUACAAAGGCUGAACGUACAACGGAAUAUUUUACAUACAGGAAUAUACUGUAUUAAAUGUCAGUAGGUGUUAUUACGCAAUUAGCUCUUGUUAAAGAGUCCACAGCGCAGAAUAUAAUGAGAUAAUUAAAUUUCCAAACGAUAUACAUUGUACGUUAAUAACGCUUAUUACAAAACCCGGAAAUUGCGUAUGGAGUCGAAGAGAAAUAUAAAAGUAGAGUGAAAGGGAAGUAGUCGAGCGGAUAUGUAACAGAGCGUGUUUAUUGUCGUCCUUCUACCGAUCUGUCCUGUCAGGUAGUUUCACAUGAAGUUUCAAAAUGUCGUCGUCGUCGUUUAAAACUAAAGUAAUUAGGACCCGUCCCGCCUACAUCACGUUCAGGAAUAGGAAAUUUCUAAUAUUAGAGAGCCCGUCCAACGAUAAUAUCGCUUCCUUUGUAAAGGAAUUGCAAAUGCGUAACGUGAAGCAUUUAGUGAGGGUGUGCGAGGCAACUUACGACAGACAGCUAGUCGAACUGGAAGGUAUCCAAGUCUUGGACUGGACGUUCAGGGACGGUUUUCCUCCUCCUCCUAAAAUCAUCUCCGACUGGUUGAAGCACGUUAAAACCACAUUUAGGCAAGAUCCGGAUUGCUGCAUAGCGGUGCAUUGCUUAGCGGGAUUAGGGAGGGCACCCGUUUUGGUGGCGCUCGCUCUUAUGGACUUGGGAAUGACGAGCGAAGAUGCUGUCGAGUUCAUUAGGAGGUAUCGUCCGGGUGCCAUGAAUCACAGGCAGUUGGCAUUUUUGAGGCAAUACGAAACUGAUUCGUGUUUCCAUCGGACUGGAUGCGUUCUGAUGUAAAUAGUUAGACACAGCGCCGUUUGAUACGAUCGGUGUAAAUUUUGUAGUCAUUCUUGAUCGAAGGAUUUUUAGUCAAAGGCUGGUUUUUCGUGGCAAAACAUCGAAUUACAGGUACAAAUACGUUGUUACCAUCGAGAUGUUCGGCGCACCCCCGACAAUUUCCCGAUUCAGCAGGAUAAAUGUUCCUAAAUGACAUUUACAUAGGAGCUCUUCCUAAAAUUGUUCCCGCUUGUUCGGAAACUAAUAAGUUUAUUUUGUAAAUGUAUUUUAUUAUGUACCAUACUCUCUCUGUACAGUACGUUGUAUAUAAAUUUUAUAAUUUGUGUAAUAAAAAGAAAAUACUGACAUUUUACUUUCCCAGCUGUUAUAUAACAGAGGGAAAGUAUGACGAUGGGUCAAAAAAAUUCCUCCCGAGAACUUUACGUAUUUGGAUUCGGUGACCUCGAAAUGUCGAGAAAUGCAAAAGUUGGGAUUUUUCUGUAUGUAGGCCUGUUAGUGCGCACACUUCGAAGCUUAAUAAUCCCUCGCCUUUGUCGAAAAUUUUGCCAGGAGGUUCGUGUAUCGGGCAGACGUUUCUAGAAACUGUCAGGGAAAAUCGGAGAUAUUAAAGGCUGGGACCACGUCUCAAAAAGCUCCAAAGUUGUGAAAUUUUUAUUUUACCAAAAAAAUGAAACUUUCGAAAAUUUUCUUAAAAAGUCGCCCACUCCCAAUAUUAACGGGUUUUGAUGCUUUUUAAUAACUUUUUAUAGAAUAAACCAACUUUUAAAACAUGUAGUCUACUAAAUUAAUAAAUCAGUUUUAAGAAAUUGUUCUCCCGACUCUAGGUCCGAGGUAAAAACAUUAAAAAAACUAUUUUUUGAUGAAAUUCUGUGAGAUAAAUAAUUUUUUAAUUGUAAUUUUCAUUGGUGUUACACCGAAAGAUCUUUGUAAUAUUUUUAAAAUACCGUAGUUAAAUAACCUAUUUUUCUCGAGGAAUCUUUCGUAUUAAUAAUUUUAUGUAAAUCUGAAGACUUAAAGGCAAUGGUAGCAAUUGUCAUAAGAAAAAAUUGAGUUUGAUGUGAGUAAAAAUACUGUACAUUGAAUAAUAUAGCCUACCGGUAUAUUAUAAAGCAUAAUAGAAUCCCUGGUAAUUACAUCUAUUAAAACACUUGCACUUUCCCGUGCAAGGUAGCGGAUGUUGCAAUCGACCGUAAACAAGUUUUUAUCGUUUUUUGCAUAAAAUUCGAAAGUAAGAGCUAUAAAUAUAUCAAAAUACGUUUAAAACGUUCGCAGUAAGCUUAUUCUAUCCGCAGCAUUCUAAGGUCACAUUUUUUAUUUUCUUCAAAACGGAUUUCGUGCACAUGCGUCUUAGUACAUUAUAUAUUUACGUAUAGAUUUUGAAUGUAUUUAUAUAUCUACACUAUAUAUAGCUGAUUUUAUACAGAAAGUAAGCAAACAGGAGCCUCUCUUCAUUUUCAAAAACUGAUACGUAUGGAUUGUUAUCAUUUGAUAAGGAAGAAGGUCCAUAAGUGUAAUAUUUUACUGGAGUGUGUGUUGUAAAUAUUAUAUAUGUAUGUUUUGAAGGAUGCGUACGUGUAUGUGAGAGAAAAUAUAUAGGUCUAUGCUUGAGUAUGUACUGUAUUCUUGUUUAUGUAUUGUUUGUAUUUAUGCGUAUAUAUAUAUAUAGGCUAUAUAAACAUAUAGGCUAAUGUUUAUAUAUAUAAGCAUAAAUAGCGGAUGAUCUACGCGGAUGUUUGCAAAUAAGAAAAAUACCGAAAAUAUAAUAGGAUGUUCAAUUAAAAAACGUAGGUUAUGAGAAAUAUGCGGGCUCCAUAAAUACAGUAGUGCGGUUUAAUCGUCGAAGACAGUUUUGGCCAAUUGCAAACAGAUGUCCCUGCGCGUGCCACAAUACGCCACAGUUUGCAGACUUUGAGCCAGAUUUCAAAGAACGAAUAUUAGAUGUCAACCACCAAGUGGACGUCCAAGAGUUAUCAUACGUUAGCUAUACAACGCCAUCGCUAGGAUAUUUGGCGCCCACACGAGAUUCUCUUGCGAAUUACUGCAAAUAUACCGUAAAUUCCUUGUUUUUUAUCAUCAUCAAAAUUCUUUUAAAUUGAGUUUGGAUGUAAUAACGUCUGGCAACGUUGUUAUAUCAAGCUUAUUCUUCUCCUGACGAGAAACCCGCCAGGGCACUUCCUACGGACUUGGUCCAUACUGUAAAUACAUAAUGGAAACGUUAACGUUUGGCCUGUUGGAGCUCGCAAUUUUACUUACCGUAAAUUCCUAUUUUAUAUCAUCAUCGAGUGAAGAUGGUGCGCCAAAAACAUCGACAUUCGACUGUCAGAAAAUGGAGAAGUGUUCUUUUCUCUGACGAGUGUCGGUACAAGUCUACGAAAUGAUUCUCGUCAGAUUAAGAUCUUGAGAGAGCGAGAAACCGAUACUAUUCAAUAAAAAUUGUGGAAACAGACCAGAGUGAGGAUGGUAAUAGCCUAUUGUCAUCUGGGGUGACAUUAUCCUUAACGUCCGAGAUGUUGCGAGAGAUGUUAAUACUGUAAUAAACUACAGAGACGAGGUUUAAGAACCUAGUGUAAGAUAUUUUCAAGGGGCUCUGAAUGCAUAUUUUACUUUUCUGGACGAUAAUGGUUACUCAUCGGUGACUUUCUGGACAGCGAAAUAUUCGUCACGUGGCAUGUUCGGCAAGAGUAAGCCAUCCGGAUGUAAAUCCCAUAGAAUGUGUGGGAUGUCCCAAGGAGACGAGUCGCAUCCCGUCAGCCUCUUCCGAGGAGCUUCGAGAGACUCCCGUUCAAAAAUAGACUUUGCUCCCGGACAAAUCUGAUAAACGACAUUGCAAUCCGCACGAGUAAUCGUUGUGCAGCGCGCGUUGUGUGCGGGAAGCAACCGUACGCUAUUUUAAUUAUUAUCUAUUCAAAAAUAUUUCUAACAAUGCUUAGUACUUUUUCCUAUUGUAUAUUAUUUGGUCGGGCGUAAAUUAAAUUAAAUAUUUGCUUUUGAAUGAUUUUUUAAUAAAGAAUACAAAGUUCCGCUUUUAUGUUAAGUUUCAGGCUGUUCCGAACAGUAGUUCCCGAGAUAUAAAGUAAAUUGGUGAUUACGCUUAUUCCUUGGACACGGGUAUAUAAUAUUUGUGGAAUAUGUAAUUAUUCAUACAUAUAUAUGUCUCUUUAAUCCGAAAAAUCACAAGAAUUCCGGUAGAAUAUCUUACAGUCUUUAGGUCGGGAACAUCCUUUAUUGAAGAUGCGGAUUACCUACGUAAUAUAUAAUUACUUGAAAAAUAAGCAAAUAAACGUCAUUGCCUCAAUAUGACAUGGUACAUUAAUACCCAUAUACUGUAUUUUAUACGAAACUAACGACUAAAUUGUAUUUUACGCAUUUCUCGUUGACCGGAGAAUGAUGUUUUCUUCUUAAAUUGCAUUUAGAAUAUCGCACUAUUAUCUACUGUUAGGUUUAGUUGUUAGAUCUUACAACUGACAUUUUGUUUUUAUGAUCCACAACUUUGUAUUGAUAUAAGCCUACG